Prunus mume (Japanese apricot) is the source of this 1542-nucleotide messenger RNA. RefSeq names its product FAD/NAD(P)-binding oxidoreductase family protein. Lineage: Eukaryota; Viridiplantae; Streptophyta; Magnoliopsida; Rosales; Rosaceae. Gene Ontology annotation, molecular function: FAD binding. The record is from RefSeq and is a predicted model, not a curated record.
AGAAAAGAACUCUCCUCUAGAUGGAGAGAGAGACACUUCCAACCUUCUUCAAUUCACCCAAAAAAAAACAGAUAGAGAGAGAACACUGUGGCCUCUCUCUCGAGAGAGGAGAGAGAGGAGAGAGAUGACUGAUCAGAAGAAAAAGCCCAAGGCAGUGAUAGUGGGAGGGAGCAUAGCAGGGGUAUCAUGCGCACACACGCUCAUAUUAGCUGGGUGGGAUGUUGUGGUGGUAGAGAAAUCAUUUGCAGCCCCAACUGGAAGCCCAACUGGGGCAGGACUUGGCCUUGACCCUCUGGCUCUAAAACUCAUUCAGUCAUGGAUCAAAGAGCCUGAGCUUCUCAACAAGGCCACUCUACCCCUCACAAUUGAUCAGAAUGAUGCAAUAGAUGGUGAGAAAAAGGUAAAAUGGACAUUAACUAGAGAUGAGGACUUCAACUGUAGAGCAGCACAUUGGGCUGACCUACAUGCCCUUCUGUACAAUGCUCUACCACCAAACUUGUUUCUCUGGGGUCACCAUUUCCUAUCUUUCACUGUUUCUAGUGACAAGGGUUCAGUUAAAGUGAAGGCCACAUCUCAUCAAACGAAUGAGAUCAUCGAAAUCGUAGGCGAUUUGCUUGUUGCAGCAGAUGGGUGCCUCUCCUCUAUCCGCCAAAGUUUUGUCCCUGACCAUAAACUGAGGUAUUCAGGUUAUUGUGCAUGGAGAGGCGUUCUUGAUUUUUCAGGAAAUGAGAAUUCAGAAACUAUAAUCGGCAUCCGGAAGGCAUACCCUGAACUUGGGAAAUGCUUGUACUUUGGCUUAGGUUCUGAAAGUCACACUGUGCAAUAUGAGCUUCUGAACCAGAGGCUCAAUUGGAUUUGGUAUGUCCACCAGCCAGAACCUGAUCUGAAGUGUAACUCGAUGACCACGAAAGCAGGCAGUUACGUGAUCCAGAAUAUGCACAAAGAAGCAGAGAAGGUGUGGCUUCCAGAGUUUGUGAGAGUGGUCAAAGAAACUAGGGACCCUUUCAUCAAUGCCAUAUAUGACAGUGAACCCUUAGAACAAAUCUACUGGGAUAAUGUGGUACUAGUUGGAGAUGCGGCUCAUCCCACAACUCCUCAUGCCGUAAGAAGCACGAACAUGUCGGUAUUAGAUGCUGCAGUGCUAGGCCAAUGCCUGAAGAAGUGGGGAGCAGAAAAUUUGCAAUCAGCUCUUGAAGAAUAUCAGUCGAUUCGGCUACCAGUUGUAUCCAAACAAGUCUUGCACGCAAGGCGAAUGGGUCGGAUUAAACAAGGCCUGGUUCUUCCUGAUCGACCGUCUUUCGACCCCAAGACUGCUAAUUCAGAGGAAUGCCAAGAGCUUCAACAGAGACUCAUGCCCUUUUUCAGUGAUGUUCCUGCCAUACUACUUUGAUUUAAAUGUUAUGCUCCCGGAAAUCGACCAGACAAAUUGUCCUUCCAAUUCGGUUGCUGAGAUUUUAACAGAAGAAUACCACUCCUUUUUGUAUUUAUUUUGAUGCAAUGCAGCCAAUAAAGCAUGAUCUCUGUUUGAGUUUUGUGUUCAAA